Messenger RNA from Sciurus carolinensis (gray squirrel), 3098 nucleotides. RefSeq names its product negative regulator of ubiquitin like proteins 1 (gene Nub1). Lineage: Eukaryota; Metazoa; Chordata; Mammalia; Rodentia; Sciuridae. Gene Ontology annotation, molecular function: protein binding. Gene Ontology annotation, biological process: regulation of ubiquitin-dependent protein catabolic process. Bases 74 to 2002 code for a protein of 642 amino acids. The record is from RefSeq and is a predicted model, not a curated record. The transcript has 15 exons.
CCCACAGCCUCCUCCCGGGCGCCGCGAGGGCGGUGCGGCGGCGGCGGCGGGGGCGGGGCCGGUCUCACCCGGAAUGAAAAUAAACGGCGGCCACUGCCGCAUCCGGGCACUCGGCAGGUCGCAGCGGGCGCAGCGGCGGCUCAGGAUGGCACAGAAGAAAUAUCUUCAAGCAAAAUUGACCCAGUUUUUAAGGGAAGACAGGAUUCAGCUUUGGAAACCUCCGUAUACAGAUGAAAAUAAAGAAGUUGGUUUGGCAUUAAAGGAUCUUGCUAAGAAGUACUCUGACAAACUAGAAUGUUGUGAAAAUGAAGUAGAAAAGAUAAUAGAAGAAAUACGUUGCAAAGCAGUUGAACGAGGAACAGGAAAUGAAAAUUACAAGACAACCGGGGUUGCCACAAUUGAGGUGUUUUUACCUUCAAGAUUAAGAAAAGACAGGAAAAACUUACUGGAGACCCGAUUGCAUAUUACUGGCAGAGACUUGAGGUCUAAAAUAGCUGAAACCUUUGGAUUUCAAGAAAAUUACAUCAAGAUUGUCAUAAAUAAGAAACAGCUUCAACUAGGGAAAAGUCUGGAAGAGCAAGGAGUGACUCACAAUGUAAAGGCAAUGGUGCUGGAGCUUAAACAGUCUGAAGAGGAUGUGAGGAAGAACUUCCAGGCAGAGGAAGAAGAACAGAAUGAGGCAGAACUUAAAGAAAAACAAAUUCAGAGGACGAAGAGAGGACUGGAGAUCCUGGCAGAGAGAGCUGAGAUGGUAGUGGAUCCAGAAACUACACCGUACUUAGACAUAGCAAACCAGACAGGCCGAUCAAUCAAAAUCCCUCCAUCACAAAGAAAAGCCCUUAUGUUAGCUAUGGGAUAUCAUGAGAAGGGCAGAGCUUUCCUGAAAAGAAAAGAAUAUGGAAUAGCCUUGCCAUGCCUUUUGGACGCUGACAAGUAUUUCUGUGAGUGCUGCAGGGAGCUGCUGGACACUGUGGAUAACUAUGCCGUGCUCCAGCUGGAUAUAGUGUGGUGUUACUUCCGCCUGGAACAACUGGAAUGCCUUGACGACGCAGAAAAGAAGCUAAAUUUGGCCCAGAAAUGUUUUAAAAAUUGUUAUGGGGAAAAUCACCAGCGGCUAGUUCACAUAAAAGGAAAUUGUGGGAAAGAGAAGGUGUUGUUUCUGAGGCUGUACUUGCUUCAGGGGAUCCGAAACUACCACAGUGGAAAUGGAGAAGAGGCCCGCGAGUAUCUCAACAAGGCACUCUGUCUCUUUAAAGAGCUGUACAUCGACCCAUCGAAAGUGCACAACUUGCUGCAGUUGGGGUUCACUGCCCAGGAGGCGCGGCUGGGCCUGCGGGCCUGCGAAGGGAAUGUGGAUCAUGCAGCCACACAUAUUUCCAACCGCAGAGAGGAACUGGCCCAGAUCAGAAAAGAGGAGAAAGAGAAGAAGAGGCGCCGCCUGGAGAACAUCAACUCUCUGAAGGGAAUGGGCUAUCCCACACACGCAGCCAAGCACGCCCUCCACCAGGCCGGCGGGAACCUGGACGAAGCUCUGAAGAUUCUCCUCAGUAACCCUCAGAUGUGGUUAAGUGAUUCAGAUCCUGAAACCAAUAGCCGAGAAAGCCCUUCCCAGGAAAGCAUUGACCAACUGGUGUAUAUGGGCUUUGACACUGUAGUGGCCAAGGCUGCCCUGAAGGUGUUCAGGGGCAACGUCCAGCUGGCAGCUCAGACCCUCGCUCACCACGGAGGAAGCCUUCCUCCUGACCUGCAGUUCUCGGGGGAAGACUCCUCAUCCACGCCAUCCACAUCCCCUUCAGAUUCUGCAGGAACCUCCAGUGCCUCGACAGACGAGGACAUGGAGACAGAGGCUGUCAACGAGAUACUGGAAGACAUUCCUGAGCAUGAGGAGGAUUAUCUUGACUCGACUCUGGAAGAUGAAGAGAUUAUUAUUGCAGAGUACUUGUCCUAUGUAGAAAAUAUAAAGUCAGCAGCGAAGAAAACUAGUGAACAGAAGAAGUACUAAGUUUCUGCUUAUAAAUUCUGUCAUGAAACGUCUCCUGCAGGUCUUCCUUUUGUUCUUGCUUUUCAUCUGAUUUUGCUGCAAGUGUGCUUCCUCCUUUGGGUACAGGAGGGGGCGGGCAGGGACCCUCAGAGGUGAGGCUUGCUGGGCCUGAGGCUGGCCUGGGGAAGGCACUGCCUGGCUCUGCAGCCUGCUCUGCCACUCCCCCUGCUCCAGGUUCUGCACCCCAACUCGGCCCUUUGCUUGAGUUUCAUCCAGCAGGAAGCAGGCUUGCUGCUGGAGAGGGAGCCCCAGGAAGGCCUCAGGGGAGGGGGUGCAGCAGGGAGCGUGACCAGACCUGUCCCUGCUUCCUCACCUGCCUCCUGUGCAGCCUCUCGCUGUGCCUGCUGCUGACACUGUCCUUCCAGUGCAGUGUGGGCCCUGCUUACCCCGCGUGCUCCCACGCCACCCUUGCCACCUGCCCACGGUCAGCCUCUACAUCUUCAUUCCAAGUGCUGUGGGGCAUAAAAAUGAGGCACAGCCUGAGGAGCCAGAUGAAAUGGCACAGAUGUCUUUAUCCUGAAAUGUCAGUGUUUUAUGCUCAGUUCUGCAAAAUUAGCACUUGGAAUUCAAGGUUGAAAAUCAGAUUUAUAUGUAUUCAAAAUUCCUCAUACAAAAUCUUUUAUUAAAUGGGAGUUUUAAAUGCUAACCAAAGCGACUUAUUUUUAACAUUUUUAGACUCUGCUGUCAUAGGAAACUCGCUGUUAGUCGAGACCUAUCAGAUUUAGAUAUAUUUUCCCAAGAUUUCAGUGGGGAUCUUUGUUGUAGCUUGGGGCAGAAGACGUCCUCAAGCCCUGUGGCCAGCCUUCUGUCCGCUCAGAUAACUUCUCACCACGCUGCAUUCCUCUGGAGUGCAGCUGGCAGUAGCCAGCUGAGGAGCACAUCAAGUGCCAGGGGCAUCCCUGAGACCCUCUGAGAGCUGCCAAAGAACCUUUGGUGGCAGGAUGGGCUGCACACUGCCCUUGAGGGUCUGCGGUGGUCGCACCACGCUGUUUGGAGAGCGGAAUCUUGUCAUUCGUUUUCUAUGGAUGGUACCGAUGGAAAUAAACGGUGGAAAGUA